AUGACCGACGAAACUCGCGGCUUCUUUUCCGCACCCGCGCUCGCGUGGGUUCCGGCGGCGAAGUCUCCGGGGCAAAUCUCGGCUACUGAGAAUGGCAGGCUCUCUCCCUUCGAGAGUGUCCGGUCUACCCUGCCCGGGCCCGGCUGUUAUCGCCGAAACCCGAGCGCCCCCGGUCCUUGGGCUCCAGCGGGGAGGCGCAGCCCGGCCUUCCCUCCCUCUUGUCGUCGGCCGGGCCCGGCCGGGCCUUCAGGCCGCCAAGACAAAGGAGCGGGCGGGGGCCGCGACGCCUGUCCGGCCGCUCGCCCCACCGGCCCGUACCCCCACGGCCAUGGCGACCCCACGGAAACCCGGGCCCGUGGGGCCCGCAGGAGGCCGCGGCGCCUGGCCGAGGAGGGGGCGGCGGCCGCCACCAUGUCUGCCGCCCCUCCCAGAAGCCAAGCGCCGGGCGGACAAAGCGCGGCGGCGGCGGCGCGGACACCCAGGCCGACCCCGCCGACCCCCGCCAAACAAGCGGGGCCAGGAGCCCCGGAAACCCGGCGCCUUAAUGCAAUAAACAGGAAAUCGCGGGGAUGAUCUGGGUUCCGGGGGAAGUGGAAUUAUUUUUUACCAGCGAAGAGAUCAACUUCCACAUCCGGUGGUAACAGGGCCCUACACAGACCCGCACUGACCUGGAAAAGCUUCGGGAGCGGCGGCGGGGGAGCAGCGGGAGGAGGUGCGGGGACCGCGGCGCCUCGGAGCCGGCAGGGCUGACGCGGCCCCGCCACACACAGAGCGCUUCGCUGCACAGGGCGCUAUUUUCCGAAAAUGCCGCGUCUGGUCGGCGCCCAAAAUCCCCACCGAAAAGUCCCCGUCGGCGCGGAGGGACACGGCGGGCGAGCUCCCAGCAUGCCUGCGGCGGCCUCGCCAACCGCGCCGGUUUCCGCCCCACUGGCCCAGGAGCAAGCCUGCCGCCGCCCUCCCCGAGCCCUGUUCCGGCGGGAAAGAGGGACGAAAGGGUCUGGUUUUGACUUUAAACAGAGAGAAAGGAAAUAAGCCAUUUCUAGCGUUCCGCCACACAAAGGCUGCGGCGGAAUGAUCCACUGGGUGACCGCGAGUCCCGGCUCGCCCGGCGCCUGCGCGGCAGCGGGGGUUUCUCUAUGUAGGCCUGGCUCUCCUGGAAUUCACUCUUUAGACCAGGCUGGGCUCAAACUCAGAGAUCCUGUGUUUUCCUCUGGAAUACUGGGAUUAAAGGUGAGUACCACUAGUGCCCAGCCAUUGGUCUUUUUAUGAUAUUUCAGAUUUCCUACAUAAUUAUUUUGUUGUUUUUUAUGUUUUUUUGUCUUUAACAUUUUCCUUGGCUGUUAAAUUUAUUUCCUCUGCUUGUCUGUAACCUCACCUUCUCUUUUCCACCCAACCCAUGCUGUCUGGAAUACUUCCUUCUGAGCUUUUUGACAUCCCAAGUUUAUUUCCUUUCAGCAUUUCUUCAGAAAUUCUGUCUUUUUAUUAAAUAUUUUCAUCUCUUGAAUUGUUGCAUUUUUUUUUGUACAACUGUUUACAUUUAUGGGAACCGACUCCCAUAUCCCAGUAAUAUAGUGUUGAGGUUUAGAUGUAAAAUGCACCCAACAAGUUCAAAUGUGUGAACGCUUGGUCCUCAGCUGGUAUGCUGCUUUGAGAAAUUGUGGAACAUUUAGAAUGCAGGGCUUACCUAGAGGAAGUACUGGUUGAGGGGGUGGAGCAAGCCUUAAUAUUUAUAGCCCAGCCUGCUUCCUGUCCUGUCCACUUCCUAAACUGCUUAGAAAUGAGCCAGUAGCCUCCCAUUCCUGCUGCAGCCAAGAGUAGCUCCCACUACCUUGCCUUCCCUGCCAAGAUGUUACCACAAUGAACCUCAUUUCCAUUAAUUUGCCUCUUGUCACAAUCACAAUGACUAAAGAAAGCAAUAACAGUGGGUUUAUUUGGUAUUAUAAGCCUUUCGGUAUCAUUCUGAUAGUAUCCAUAGUGCCUUCACCUGAGGCAGAGUCCACUUUAAGAAACAACUUUCUGGGAUGGUGUUGUGUGACUUCUCCUGGGGAGAAACGGGAACAAAUGUCUGCUGAUAGAUGGUGAACAUAAUAGUCCAAAUAAGGAGACCAAGAAAUUCCAAGGUGGUGAACAAUAGUUUUAUUAGGAUUGUUUACAGAGCAGAAAUGACAUUACCAAAAUCCCACUCCAGUGUGGGUGACAGUUCACAGGGCUGGGAACCUGGGUCACACUGUUGAACCCAUUGGCAGCUCAACAACUCAGAGAAUUUCUUUUCUAGGUAGUUGAAUUGUUCUGAGCAUCUUCGAGGCAGCUUGCCAGGUCUGCCUCUUCUAAGCAGUGUGGCUUGUCUGAUACUCUUCUAGCCUACCAGUUUUCAACCUGUGGGUCAUGAUCACUGAAAACACAUAUCUCAAUGGUCUUAGGAACUCCCAACCAUAAAUUUACUUUCAUUGCUACUUCAUAACUGAUUUUGCUGAGUCCUAAGACUGCUGUUCUAGGCAGCUCGGCUUGUCUGACAGUGCCUUUCAAACAGUCUCUACUGCUUAUCUACACAAUGGAGAGGGAGGAGUGUAGUGAAUCUUUUUGUUGGUUUCAGGGACUUCUUGGAGCUAUUUUGAGUUGUUUCCUUCCUGAGAUUAAUGAUUACUGAGCUUCCCUGAUGGAUGGAUUAUUUCACCUCCCUAUAGACAUCCUGUGUCUGAAUGAGCUGCCUCUUUUGAUGGGAGUUUUUAACCGUGGAGGAAACUGCUAAAGAGCAGAUUCUGAUAUGGUUCAGCAGGUAAAGGUGCUUGCCACCAAGCCUGAUGACCUGAAUUUGAUCCCCAUGCCCUACAUGGUACAAGAGGGGAGCUGACUCUUGUGAGUUGUCCUCAGACUGCCACAUGUGUACCACAGCAUGUGCAUGUCCACCACCACCCCCCCCAAAAAUGUAAUUUUUUUUUUUGGUUCUUUUUUUUUUUUUUUUUUUUUUUUUUUCCGGAGCUGGGGACCGAACCCAGGGCCUUGCGCUUCCUAGGUAAGCGCUCUACCACUGAGCUAAAUCCCCAGCCCCCAAAAAUGUAAUUUUUAAAGUGUUUUUUUCAUAAGGGACAGUGUAAAGUCCGCACUGCCACAGGUUAUAAACGCAGUUGUACAGAAAUAAACUGCUUUCUUAGCUAAUCUGUUAGUGGUAAUUUUGUCCAAUCCUCAAACUCCGCUGCUAGCUCCCUUACUGCUUAGCCACACCAGCGGCUACUGGGUGAUGAAAAUUUGAAACCCUCAAACAGAGACACGAUGAUUAGAAUUAACUUCUCUUGAAAUUUCUUACAUAUUUAUAGCUUCUCCUGAGAAUAUUGGGUUUUUGUUUUGUUUGGAGGGGAGUUGGUUUUCAAGACAGGAUUUCUGGGUAUAGCCUGGUUAUUCUAGAACUCACUCUAGCCCAGGUUAGCCUUGGAUUCAGACAUUUGACUGCCUGUUCCACCUGAAUGAUGGGGUUAAAGGUAUGUACUCCCAUACCCAAUUUAAGACGUCUUUAGUAGGGAAAAGUGAAUGCUGGGCGUGGUGGGCCAAGGAUUUAAUCCCAGCAUUCAGGAGGCAGAAGCAGGUGGAUCUUUUAUGAGUUAGAAGCCAGCCAGAACCACACUAUAACACCCUGUCUCAGAGGGGUUUUAAAAAAAAGUCUUCGAUUUAUGGCUUCCUUUGAUCUAUUACUGUAAAAACUUCAUAAACUGAUACCAUGUUGAAAUGUGGACAUGAGGCAAUUUGAAUCUGUGUUUCCAGGCCAUGAUCACUAUAUGAUUUCAGAAUAAACUGUUUAAUUGAGACAAGAUCUGUGUGUGUGUGUUGGGGUUUUGUUUUGGUUGGAGGGUGGCAGUGACCCAGCCAUGUUCUCAGCACUAAUAUUUUGAAAUGAAUCCUUUUGUUUUGAGUAGUCCCAACAAU
Molecule: messenger RNA, 3918 nt
Organism: Rattus norvegicus (Norway rat)
Lineage: Eukaryota; Metazoa; Chordata; Mammalia; Rodentia; Muridae
Source: RefSeq, a predicted model, not a curated record